This is a messenger RNA of Emiliania huxleyi CCMP1516, 2454 nucleotides long. RefSeq lists its product as hypothetical. NCBI's taxonomy places the organism in Eukaryota, Haptophyta, Isochrysidales, Noelaerhabdaceae. Gene Ontology annotation, biological process: carbohydrate metabolic process. The record is from RefSeq and is a predicted model, not a curated record. The transcript is spliced from 4 exons. Bases 1 to 2151 code for a protein of 716 amino acids. Gene Ontology annotation, molecular function: chitin binding; hydrolase activity, hydrolyzing O-glycosyl compounds.
AUGCUCGCGAUCCUAUCCGCCGUCACCGCCACGCCGCAGUGCCCGCCCGCCGGCUGGGAGACGUGCUCGUCCGCGUGGCCUCCGCCCGCCGACGGCUACUGCUGCUCGGCCGCCGGCUGGCUCGGCAGCACUGCAGCUCACUGCUCCAACAUCAACGCCCUCGACGAGUGCUGCUCGCUGAACGACGAGGGCCGACUUACCUGCGUCACCGAGUGCGAGGAGCCGCCGGCCGUCUGCACAGGGGAUGCCGCCAUCGACGCCGUCCUCCUCGAGAGCAAGAUUGGGUGCAAAAUUGGCCUGAUCGACUCCAACGAGAUUUACAAGUGGUCUGGCUUCUGCGACGCCCUCCGCUCCUUCAACGAUAUUCAGAGCGACCGCCGGCUCUUCCUCGGCGAGGGCGACAUGUCCACCGCCCUCGGCCUCUCCAACAUCGCGGGGCUGCUCGCCCAGGCGAUGUGGGAGAGCGGCGGCGAGGCGCCAUUCACUGCCUGCGACGAGAACGACUACCCGCCCUCCUCGCCGACCGCGUCGUGCACGCAGCGCUCCGACGGCGAGCUCUACCACUCCCUCAACGACCAGCCGUGGGCGUGCUACGUCGAUCCGCAGAUGACCAUGACGGCCGAGACGUGGGCGUCGUGGGCUCCCGGACCGCUCAAGUGCGAGCCAGGCACGGGCACCGAGAAGUGCUGCUGGUGGGGCCGCGGCGCCAUCCAGACGACGGGCCCAAACAACUACGGCCUCCUGCAGCGCGAGGUCUUUUCCCAGGUGCCCUCGCUGAGCGCCAUCGACCUCUGCACCAACCCCGAGGCCAUCUGCCAGAACGACGACGCCAAGUGGCUCGGCGCGAUCUUCUACUGGGCGAACAACGUGCAGGGGUACGGGCUGGAGGCCGAGGCGGCGACCUUUGACGAGUCCCUCCGAAAGUUCGUCGAGUCGGGCUUCUCGAGAUCCGCGUCGGUCGUCGCGGGCGCCGACUUCGCGUCAGGCACGGGCGGCGUGGUCAACAACGGCUACUGGGGGGCCACGCCGGCCGAGAACGCUGGCCGGAUGUCCAACUUUGACUUCAUCAUCUCCGAGUUCCUCGCCGCCGGCAUGACCAUUGAGGAUGCCGGAGGCGCUCUCCCACCACCAGGCGGCGGCGGCGGCGGCGGCGGCGGCGGCGGCGGCGGGACGCCGCCGCGGGUGGUGCAAUACUUCUCCAGCUGGGGCAUCUACCAGUACGGCAACCGCAUCCCCUUCAAGCCCAGCGACCUCCACCUCGACAAGAUCACGCACGUGCACUACGCCUUCUUCGACGUGACGAGCGGCUGCGCCGUCGCGUCGAUGGACCCGUACGCCGACUUUGACGUCGUCUACCCCGAGGUGGGCAUGACCUGGAGCUCGCCGCACAAGGGGAACGUCGGCGCGCUCCGGAUUCUCCGCGACGAGCAGUACCCCGACCUGCACCUCGCCUUCUCGCUCGGCGGCUGGACGAAGAGCAAGUUCUUCUCCGGUUGCGCCGCCGACGCCGACAAGCGCGCCGCGCUCGUCGCCUCCGCCGUCGACCUCCUCACCGAGCACGACUUUGACGGCAUCGACGUCGACUGGGAGUACCCGGCCUGCUGCGGCGAGUCGGACAACCAGGUGGACGGCAACGACUGGGCCAACUACGUGCUGCUGCUGCGCGAGCUGCGCGCGGCGAUGGACGAGCGGUCGCCCUCGAAGCACAAGGAGCUCACCAUCGCCAUGGGGAUGAACCCGCGCGUCUCUGGCGUCGCGCCGCGCGCCGAGCUUGGCGAGGUCCUCGACGCCAUCAACCUCAUGUCGUACGACUACAACGGCGCCUGGCUGCCCUUCGUCGCUCACAACGCGCCGCUCUUUGAGGACCCGGACGGCACCGCCGCCGGCGGUGCGCCCGAGUUCAACAUCGACUGGGGCGUGCAGCUGUGGCUCGAGGACGUCGCGCCGAGCAAGCUUGACUGCCUCGGCGGGAGCGGCCGUCGCCGCCUCGCCGAAUCCGCGCCCGCCCCCUGGAGCAGCAACGCGCGCGCCGCCGUCGCAGCUCCGCUGGCGCUCGCCGCCGUGGCUGGGCUCGCCGUCUACGGCCGGCGCCGCCGGGCGAGCCAGGCGAGCAACCUUGCCGACAUCGAGAGCUGCGCUGAAGAGGCGUGAACGCCGUCAACCUGCCGUCAACUUGCCGUCGACCUCCUCUCCGUGCCACGGGGCGCGAUCUGCGAUCUCUGGCUCGCGCACGCUCAGACUCUCGCUGAGGCUUGCUCUCUCACAGCCCUGUUCCCCGGCUGUCUCCGCCCCCAACUUGUCGCUUUAGUCUUCAUGCGUUGUGCGUAGCGCCUCUGACGCUCGCAGCGCUGAACCUGAUUUUUGUGAUAGACAUCAACUGGUUGAUAUACGUCAGUAGACAGUACUGCAUUAAUGUGUCGAGUACGUUUUCAAUGUCGUACGUUUUAGUCCGCC